AUGCCAACAAUAGACAUACAAACAAGGGAUAAAUCAGACAUAUUAAGCAACAAUGAUGAUCAUAAAUCAAUUAAACGUCAAGAUGAUAUAAUGCAUAAAAAUCCCAAUAAGAUUAGAAUCCUACAAUGGAAUAUAAGAGGAAUGAAAAAUAAUUUUCCAGAACUACAGAUCUUAAUCUCCAAAUAUAAUCCUCAAAUCAUAUACUUGCAAGAAACUAAGGUUACUGAUGACAAGCAAAUAAAUUUGAAAAACUUCAAGGCUUACCAUAAAUCAGCCAUACCAACAAAAACAAACCCAUCGGCAGGAACAUCAAUUUACAUCCAUCACGAUAUAACACAAUCUCCAGUUAAAAUAGAAACUAAUAAUCAUUUUAUAGCAACAAGAAUAACAAUCCACAAUAAAUCCAUAACAAUAUGCAAUGGGUAUAUAAAACCAAACUCAUUGAUCAAAUCACAAGAGUUAAAACAUUUAAUUAAACAAAUCCCUAAACCAUUCAUAUUAUUGGGAGAUUUCAAUGCUCACAACAAAAUCUGGGAAUGCUCAACUUCCAAUGCUCAAGGAAUACACCUAGAAAAAACAAUAAUAGAAAGCGAUUUCUGCCUAAUCAAACCAACAAAAGCAACAAUGUAUCAUGAUCAUACAAAUACUUCAUCAACAAUAGAUCUAGCCAUGACCACUCCAGCCAUUUUAGAAUGGGAUGCAGAAGACGAUUUACAUGGCAGUGACCAUUAUCCAAUAAUUUUAUCCAUCAAAAAUAUAAGAAAUUAUGAUUUGAAAAGAAUAAAUUACAAUAAAACAGAUUGGACUGCAUUUAAAACCAUGACAGAGGAAAGAAUGAAAAAUUUUAACACAAUUGAUGAUGAAUCAAUGAACAAAUGGAUAAGGAUUAUAACAACAAUCAUAGACCAGAUUACACCAGUGAUAACAAUCUUUUUAGACAUAGAAAAAGCUUAUGAUAAAGCCUGGAGGUAUGGAAUUACUAGAGUACUACAUCAAGCAGGAUUAAGAGGAAACCUACCCAAAUUUAUUCAAAACUUUUUAAUAAACCGAUUCUUUCAGAUUCAUUAUCUGCAAUCUCUGCACUUAAUCAAUAAAGCCCUCAACAUAAUCUGA
Messenger RNA from Helobdella robusta, 1113 nucleotides. RefSeq lists its product as hypothetical. The transcript has 3 exons. Lineage: Eukaryota; Metazoa; Annelida; Clitellata; Rhynchobdellida; Glossiphoniidae. The record is from RefSeq and is a predicted model, not a curated record. The coding region runs from base 1 to 1113 and encodes 370 amino acids. Gene Ontology annotation, molecular function: catalytic activity.